This is a messenger RNA of Crotalus tigris (Tiger rattlesnake), 1525 nucleotides long. Its product is annotated as mas-related G-protein coupled receptor member H-like. Gene Ontology annotation, biological process: G protein-coupled receptor signaling pathway. The transcript has 3 exons. Gene Ontology annotation, cellular component: membrane. Bases 87 to 1094 code for a protein of 335 amino acids. NCBI's taxonomy places the organism in Eukaryota, Metazoa, Chordata, Lepidosauria, Squamata, Viperidae. The record is from RefSeq and is a predicted model, not a curated record. Gene Ontology annotation, molecular function: G protein-coupled receptor activity.
CUUGGAGGUCUUCUAGUCUAACCCCCUGCUCAAGCAGAAGACUCUAUACCAUUUCAGAAAGAUAACCAGAGGAUUACAAAAGUUUAAUGAUGAAUUCCAGCCUGGGAGAUCUGCAUGCUACAGAGAAUUAUUAUGGAUAUAAUGAUUCCAAAAUUUCCACACUAAAGGAAGAGAUUAUUGAAGCAUUACAAAAGCAUCUCUUGGUGAAUUUCAGCCUGGCAAACAUGAAUGGUACAGCAGAUCAUUUGAACUAUAAUUAUGGAGGAAUUUUCAUUGAAGAAAAAAUCAUUUUCUCUGUUGUAUUGAUCAUCUGCAGUAUUGGAGCCCCAUUAAAUGGAAUUGUUAUCUGGCUGCUUGGCUUCCAAAUUAAGAGAAACCCUUUCACAGUAUUGAUUCUUAAUUUAGCUAUUGCCGACUUUGGGUUUCUCAUCUUUAUGACUAUAUCUUGUAUUAACAUUUUUAUAGGUUUUAUACAGCGAGGAAUUCCCCAGAAAAUCUUCUAUUCUCUCUUCAAUGUUACAUAUAUCAACGGUCUGUUUCUUCUGACAGCCAUCAGCAUUGACCGGUGCGUGGCUGUACUUUUUCCAAUCUGGCAUCGCUGUUCUCGGCCAAAAUAUUUGUCCCCUGCUGUCUGCACCUUCCUCUGGAUCUUAUCUUUCCUCCUGGCUGGAAUUAGCAGCAAUCUGAAUAUUGUAAUUCUUUCUUAUACCAUCAAGGAUUUCCACUUGGUCAUGACUGCUGUGCUUUGCCUUCUGUUGAUCACAAUCUCUACUGUGAUCCUGUUCAUCAAAAUAUGUCUUAAAUCAAAACAGCUCAAACAUGGAAGAAUCUUAGUGAUGACUUUUAUUACUGUUCUCUGUUUUCUUAUUCUUACACUCCCAUUUUAUAUCUAUGUGUUCCUUAUUUAUUUUAUUCCGCAGUUGUAUUUCAUUGGUAGUAUUCAAUUAGAGCUCUACUUCAGUCUUUUUGCUCCUCUAAACUGCAGCGUUAACCCAGUGAUCUAUUUUCUGGUUGGGAGAAAGAAAAGCGCUCGCUCUAGGGAGAGCAUCAAGGUCAUUUUUCAAAGAGUUUUCAGGGAAGAUGAAGCUCCUUAAAGUUUAUAAACACAAUUUCAAACCUUCUGUAAAUGCAAAACUUCUGCUGUUCUUUAAUGCUGGUUAUCUCUUAUGAGUGCAUAGCUGUAUUUCUUGUUAUAGAAAUGAAAUAUAAUAAAGGAUUCUUUCCUCUCCAGGGAAAGUGGCCUCUGUUCCACCUUUAAACCAUAAUUAACAAGUUAAAAUUCAUAUAUGGCUGGAAAAGAUGAUUAAAAUACAUAUAGAAUUUAAGCCAGAAUUGUUAUUAUUAUUUUUGUUGACUACAGUUCCUGAAUAUUAUAUUAGCCUGCUUGAAUACCUAUAUCCGGAAGAUAGUUUGCUUGCUAAAACGUGAAAUGUUAUUAGGGGUAACCCCUUUGUUGUAUCCAUCCCUACCCCAAACUCUUCCCUGAACCCUAUCCUGAUUCCCACCACCCAUAACGAUCCUUGUC